AUGCCAGAAGUUUUGAUCUCCAAGAAAAGAAAGCUCGUAGCUGACGGUGUCUUCUACGCUGAAUUGAACGAGUACUUCACUAGAGAACUCGCUGAGGACGGAUACUCCGGUGUCGAAGUCAGAGUCACCCCAACCACUACUGAGAUCAUCAUCAGAGCUACCCAGACCAACUCUGUCUUGGGUGAGAACGGUAGAAGAAUCAGAGAAUUGACUGCUUUGGUCCAAAAGAGAUUCAAGAUCGAUGAGGGUAAGGUUAUCCUCUACGCUGAGAGAGUCCAAGACCGUGGUUUGUCCGCUGUUACCCAAUGUGAGUCUUUGAGAUACAAGCUGUUGAACGGUCUGGCCAUCAGAAGAGCCGCUUACGGUGUCGUCAGAUUCGUCAUGGACUCUGGUGCCAAGGGUGUUGAGGUUGUCGUUUCCGGUAAGCUAAGAGCUGCCAGAGCCAAGUCUAUGAAGUUCGCUGAUGGUUUCAUGAUCCACUCCGGUCAACCAGCCAAGGAUUUCAUUGAGACUGCCACCAGACACGUUCUGUUGAGACAGGGUGUUUUGGGUAUCAAGGUCAAGAUCAUGAGAGACCCUGCUGCUGCCAGAACCGGUCCUAAGGCCCUUCCUGACUUUGUCAAGAUCCACGAACCAAAGGAUGAGAGAGAGGUUCCAGCUCCUUUCGUCAAGUCUUAUGUUGCUGAGCCAGUCGUUGAGGCUGAGGAGGCUGAGGAGCAAGCUACUGCUUAA
This is a messenger RNA of Komagataella phaffii GS115, 732 nucleotides long. Its product is annotated as 40S ribosomal protein S3. The transcript has a single exon. Gene Ontology annotation, biological process: translation. Bases 1 to 732 code for a protein of 243 amino acids. Gene Ontology annotation, molecular function: RNA binding; structural constituent of ribosome. The record is from RefSeq and is a predicted model, not a curated record. NCBI's taxonomy places the organism in Eukaryota, Fungi, Ascomycota, Pichiomycetes, Pichiales, Pichiaceae. Gene Ontology annotation, cellular component: cytosolic small ribosomal subunit; nucleus.